ACUACAGUACAACAAAACGUUUUUGUGGCAAUGAUUGAUGCGAUUAGCUGUCCUCUGAAUAUAACUUUAUUCUUGAUAUGUGCACUGCUUGUCUAUAUGAGUCUUCGGCCACUGUUAAGAAAGAAAAAGACCAAGACUAUCCAGGUCCCGAAAAUGGGUAAACGUGAUUUUACGUUAGAGGAGCUCCAGAAGUUUGACGGCAAGGGUGAGCACAAGCGAAUACUGAUAGCGGUUAAUGGUAAAAUAUUCGAUGUCACCAAUAACGGACAGGAGUUCUACGGCAAAGGAGCACCCUAUGCAGUUUUUGCUGGCAAAGAUGCGUCCAGAGCACUGGCAUGUUUCAAUCUGGAGACUAAGAAUGAGUAUGACGACCUCUCAGAUCUUACUCCCGAUCAGAUGAAGACCUUGAGAGAAUGGGAACUUCAGUUUUCCGAGCGUUAUGACCAUAUUGGACGACUUUUAAAACCUGGAGAACCACAUCGAGUUUAUGAGAUUAAUGAUGGAGAAGAUGAAGUUGGCGGCACAAAUCAUGUUGUUCAACGUAGUUGCAAGGAGAAAGUAACCUGAUAAACGUUACACUGACCUGUUUCAAGUAUUUUGUGUAUUUAUGUAAGCAUACCAUUGCAAUCUUUUUUUAUUUUAAAUGGACGCUUAUUACCAACCGUCCAUAUUUGUGUUCCUAAACAUAAUGAUUUCAGUCUUUUGGUUUUCGAUUUGUGCAAUAUUAAUGCUA
Molecule: messenger RNA, 733 nt
Organism: Trichobilharzia szidati
Lineage: Eukaryota; Metazoa; Platyhelminthes; Trematoda; Strigeidida; Schistosomatidae
Source: the annotation of a GenBank genome assembly